Messenger RNA from Acytostelium subglobosum LB1, 1125 nucleotides. RefSeq lists its product as hypothetical. NCBI's taxonomy places the organism in Eukaryota, Evosea, Eumycetozoa, Acytosteliales, Acytosteliaceae. The record is from RefSeq and is a predicted model, not a curated record. The transcript has a single exon. Bases 1 to 1125 code for a protein of 374 amino acids.
AUGGAUAUUGAAGAAGAGAGCGACAGUAACAACAGUAGCAGUGACAGCGGCAGUGACAGCAGUGGCGAAGAAGUUGUUGUACCAAAGAAGAAGCCAACAACAUCCACUACUUCAACAACAUCAACAACAUCAACUACAUCAACAACAACAACAAAGAAAUUAAAAAAAGACAAUGACAAUGACAAAGACAACCGAGUUAUAUAUUAUGGAGAGGUUAAAUGCAUGUCUACUACAAAGAUAUGUAGUAACAAUGCGUACUUUAGUGUGACGGGAGAGAAACAACCACUUUAUCUAUGUGGCGUUCAUUCGAAAUCUUACAAGUCUCGUGCCAAGUCUCUGCCAAAACCAACGGCGGCAGAGAAGGAGAAACGACUGGUUGAACAGAUGCAGGGCGAGGCUGACAAGAUUGAAAAGGCACGUCUGGUGAACCAUGGUGCCAAGCGGCCUGGUAACGUGGUUUUGUCUCAACUGCGUAUGAUGAAGUCGCCCGAGCAGCUCGAUGGCUAUCAAAAGGUAUUCCCCAACUUUAAGCACGGCGGACGCAAGGAUGGCCUGGGCAUGCCGUCGCUCUCACCUAUGAGCCUGGGACCGGUUGUGCACAACCAACCAAACGCGCCGCCCUCUUUGAACAUUGAGAACUUCCACCAAGGCUCCAAGUGCUUCGAGCAGGAUUUUGAAGCUGGUCCCGGCAAGGUGGUGGGUGAUCGCUAUCGCAAGAGUCGUGAUCAGAUGUUCCAAGACAGCGAACCACAUCGUCACAAGUACAAGGACAGCAAUGGAAAGCCAAAGAUUCCAGACUGCUUCAUUUGGUAUACGCCAGAUGGCAAGGAGCAUCGUCUUGGAGCACUGGAAUGUCGUCAAUUCUAUUGCAAUUACUAUGAACGCUUGGCUUCACAGCAAGAAGACUUUAAGAACCUACGAGAACUAAGAAACAAUGGUACCAACCUUCAGAUCAUUGGCUAUGAUGCAAGGUCCAUUGCACCAGGUGAUGAGUCCAUCAACCUCGAGUACACCAACACCAAGAAACCAUUCGGUCACGAGCUGGUACUCUACACCAUGUUGCAAAUGAGUGAUCCCAGCAAAUAUCCAUGGAGGAGUCCCAAACACAAGACCUUUGAAUUCUAA